AUUCCUCUCCACAUCAGCAUUGCAUUCAAAUCAAAUAUGAAUGGAUUAGGAGCAGAAACGCAGUUUCAUGUGCUUGCUGUUGAUGAUAGCAUCAUUGAUAGAAAAUUGAUUGAGAGGCUUCUCAAAACCUCCUCUUAUCAAGUUACUGCUGUGGAAUCCGGAGUUAAGGCUCUCGAAUUCCUAGGAUUGGUUGGCGAUGAAGAAUUUUCAAAUUCAAAUUCGAAGUGCCAAAGUGUUGAAGUGAAUCUGAUCAUCACAGACUACAGCAUGCCAGCAAUAACCGGCUACGAUCUCCUUCGGAAAAUUAAGAAAUCGACGUCGUUGAGAGACAUUCCGGUGGUGAUAAUGUCAUCGGAAAAUGUUCCGUCGAGAAUCAACAGCUGCUUGGAGCAUGGAGCGGAGGAAUUCUUCCUCAAACCAGUGAGACAAUCUGAUGUGAACAAGCUCAGGCCACAUUUGAUGAGAGGCCAAAAAAAUGUCCCAAAUCUGAACAAGAGAAAGCCUGUUGAAGAAUGCCUCUCGCCUGAUCGGAUAAGAGCAAAAUUGAAUCAUGAUUUGGAAUGAUUUUUUCUUUUUCUUUUUUUUUAGAAUUUUUAGUAUCAAAAUUUUGGGUUAAUUGGUUUAUUGACAAAGGUAGAAACUACUAUACACAUAUUUGUUUAAUUUAUGUGUAAAUAUAAUUACUGGUCGUUUUGUGUUGUUGAUUA
Molecule: messenger RNA, 707 nt
Organism: Salvia splendens (bonfire salvia)
Lineage: Eukaryota; Viridiplantae; Streptophyta; Magnoliopsida; Lamiales; Lamiaceae
Product: two-component response regulator ARR9
Exons: 2
Biological process (GO): phosphorelay signal transduction system; cytokinin-activated signaling pathway
Source: RefSeq, a predicted model, not a curated record